AAACUCUUGAGUGAGCUCUUAACCAACUGAGCCACUCGGCCAGCCCCACCUUCUUCAUUCUUUAAUGAAUCGAUAAUCAUUUACCUCCCACUUUCUCUAUCUAUGGCACAGCCCUACCCUCUUGGAACCUACAACCCAGGAGAGUGGUAAGAUCUUGUACAUAAAUAACUGGAAUUUUGAAUAACAAUAGUAAAUGUCAUAUACAUAGCACAAACAACAGAUACUAUGGGAGGGAGUUCAGCAAGAGGUGAAGUCACUCCUGGUUUAGAGUAAUAAGGAGAGGCUCUUAAAAGGUUGUAGACUUGAGUAGAAGCUUGAUGAAUGCUUAGGAUCCCAACAGGCACAGAGAGGGCGGGCACGCAAGACAGAACUGACAGCCCAAACGGAGACUUGGAUGGAGAAAAAAGUGGGUGUGUUUGCUUUGAAACUUUUCCUUUCAUCCCCCUGGCUUUGACCGACCUGAGCUCUAAGAAAAGGCUCUCCAGAAAGCAAGACGACAACCUUGCUGCACCCUGUUUUCUUGACUAUGGAAACUCUGUCACUCCACUUCUAGAAGGGCCAGCAAUCAAGGCUGAGAUGAUGACGGCGACCUGCCUUCUCCCUCCUCUCUCUUCUCCUCUAUCCUACUUCACAGCCCAAGAGUAACAAAUGACUCCAAUUUCCCUGAAGACUUCUGUGCAGGAAAAUCACUCUUUCCAGGAAGCUGGAGGUCCUUUGUGUGCUUAGAACCACAGGGACUUUCUUGGGGCUGGAAGUGUCACUCUCCAGGCUCAAUGAAGAAGCAUCCAGUGGACAUGUCUGAAAGCGCCAUCCGCGCCUUUGACCCAGACCGACCCCAGGCCUUAGGUCUAAAGCCUUCCCAUGGGUGGAGACAGCAGGAGCAAGGGGGAUCUUAUCUCUCACCACAUCCUGAGCCACGCUGGGCAGACAAGGAGCCCAGUCCUGGUAGGACAGGCUGAGAUAACGUUUUAUGAACAUUCUUUUGCUGCUGCUUCUAAUGAGAGGUCUGAAAGGAGGCCCUCCCUGUGAGGUCUGCUGAGGAGCCAGAGGCCAAAGUGGAAGCUGAUUAGCUGGCAUCCCAAGCAGUGAUUCAAACUAUGGGCAGUUUCAGAGGAAGCUCAUUAUGGUGACUCCACAAUUAGGGCCUCAGCCCACGUGGCCCGUCAUACCUGUGGGAGGCUGGACCCAGCACCGUAUAAAAGUCCGGACCUGGCUGGGCUCCGCAAUUCCCAUUCUUUGCUGAGUCUUUGAACAUCAGGUAAGUGGGGACAUCUGGGCCCUCUCUCCCUAGCUGCUCUGUCUUCUUGAGGCUACUGUUCCCUUCCUCCGCUAGACUGUGCUUUCUGCUGGUGUUUGAAGUCGUUUGCCAUUUCUUGGGCCUCUCAAACCAGCCUGGGCAUGCCGUCCAGUGUCUUGCACCGGAUUUUCAAUAAGAUUAGUCAAACAGAAAGAAAAGAACCAUGGUAAGACUGGGGCUUGGGGCUCCAGACAUGCAGACAAAAGCUAUGAGGAUAUUCCCACCUAGUAAACGGGUAUCAGAGGGAGCUGAACUAGGGAUCGAAAAGGGAAAGGGGUAAAAAGCAGCAGAGAACUGAGUUCUUGGGGUGUUAACUCCCCAUCCCCCCCUCAACCCUUCAUCUCUCAGGCCCCAGCCUGGUACUGUUCAUGCAGAUCAUUGCAAAUCAUGUGUUUGUUUCAGGUUCUGCAACUCGCCCUAGGAUGUCGUUCAGCGAGCAGCAGACCAAGCAGCCUUGCGUGCCUCCUCCGUGUCUUCAAAAGACCCAAGAGCAGUGCCAGGCAAAGGCUGAAGAGGUGUGCCUGCCCCCAUGCCAGGACCCCUGUCAAGAGACGUGCCCAGUGCAAGCUCAGGAGGUGUGUCUUCCUCAGUGCCAGGAGUUAAACCUGGACAGCUGCCCGCAGCAAGUCCAAGACCAAUGCCCGCCUCAGUGUGUGGAGCCAUGCCAGGAGCUAUCUCAGACAAAGUGUGUGGAGGUUUGCCCACAGAAAGUCCAGGAGAAGUGCUCCCCCGCUGGCAAGGGAAAGUAGCGGCUCGUCAUGCCAUCUAGGGUCGAGAAGAUGGCCGCAGAUGACAGUGCAACCCCAGCCCAUGCUAUGGUGACCUUCUCCCGU
Molecule: messenger RNA, 2130 nt
Organism: Hipposideros armiger (great roundleaf bat)
Lineage: Eukaryota; Metazoa; Chordata; Mammalia; Chiroptera; Hipposideridae
Gene: PRR9
Product: proline rich 9
Exons: 1
Coding region: 1666-2046 (126 amino acids)
Source: RefSeq, a predicted model, not a curated record